Molecule: messenger RNA, 3275 nt
Organism: Nannospalax galili (Upper Galilee mountains blind mole rat)
Lineage: Eukaryota; Metazoa; Chordata; Mammalia; Rodentia; Spalacidae
Gene: Dnajc14
Product: DnaJ heat shock protein family (Hsp40) member C14
Exons: 7
Coding region: 442-2553 (703 amino acids)
Molecular function (GO): dopamine receptor binding
Source: RefSeq, a predicted model, not a curated record
CAGCUGCUCGGGUGGGAGGAGUUACCGCCGCUGUUCGGUAUGUUCCUUCCGCCGUCUGCUCUGCCGGUGGGCUCCUUGCUGGCCUUUUCUGGGGCGAUCCCAAGCCCCACCUCCAGCUUUUCCUCUAGAGCUGCACGGUCCCCACCCUUUUCUGACAGACUGCGGCCUCCCUCUUUCCGGCCGUCUUUCCCUUUUUUCUAAGAGUACCCCCCCCCCCAUGCGGCAUCUUCCUUUUCUCCAGAUGGAAGAUGUUAGCUUCCUGGGGAAAGAAGAGCAGAUUUCCGGGGGCAAGACGUCGGGGGCAGUGCAAGCAAGGUUGUCGUCAGCCUACUUGUGGUAUAUUGUGAGGGUUAGGGAAUGUCCCGAAAGAACUUGAGCUGACAAGGCAAUAGAACUUACCAUGAUGGCUGUGACCUAAAAUCCUCAGGAAGCCCCGGGGUCAUGGCCCAGAAGCACCCCGGAGAAAGAGGGUUGUGUGGAGCCCACCAUAGCGGUGGUGCCUCCCUCCGGACAUCAGAACCCUCUGUGAACCCUGAAAUACUUUCAUUCUCAGGACUCAGGGACUCAGCAGGGACUGCACCUAAUGGUACCCGCUGCCUCACAGAGCACUCUGGUCCUAAGUACACCCAGCCCCCAAACCCAGCCCACUGGUCGGAUCCAAGCCAUGGUCCCCCAAGGGGUCCAGGACCACCUAUAGAAGGAGAUCAUCUGGAUCAGAGUGAGGCAUCUUCAGAAGACUCAGGAGUUGACCAGGAGCUCUCGAGAGAGAAUGAGACUGGGUACCAGGAGGAUGGGAACCCUUCUUUUCUUUCCAUUCCAUCUGCUUGUACCUGCCCGGGAAGCCCUGGAAUCCCUGAAGGGCCUUCCUCUGAGGAAGGAGAUGGCUCUUCUAACAACUUUUGCCACCAUUGUACAUCUCCAGCCUUGGGGGAAGAUGAAGAGUUGGAAGAGGAAUAUGAUGAUGAUGAACCUCUUAAAUUUCCCAGUGACUUUUCACGUGUGUCCAGUGGAAAAAAGCCCCCAUCCCGGAGGCAGAGGCACCGCUUUCUGACCAAGGAAGAUACGCGGGAUAGUGGACGCAGAGAUCCUAGGUCCCCUGGCCGCCAUCGGCUGGGCCGAAAACGAAGUCAGGCAGAUAAACGCAGAGGCUUGGGACUGUGGGGAGUAGAGGAAUUAUGUCAGCUUGGACAGGCAGGCUUCUGGUGGCUGAUUGAACUGCUGGUGUUGGUGGGAGAGUAUGUGGAAACUUGCGGCCAUCUCAUUUAUGCAUGUAGGCAGCUGAAAGGCAGUGAUCUGGACCUUUUUCGAGUUUGGGUGGGCGCCUGGGCAGGAAUAUUAGGGGGCUGGGCCCAGGUACUAUUCCAAUUUCUAAGACAGGGCUUUCACUAUGGGGCAGGGGUAUUCACCCGCUUUCUUAGGCUGGUGGGUGCUUUCCUGCUCCUGGCUUUGGCCCUACUUUUGGGCUGUCUACAGUUGGGCUGGCGGUUUCUGGUGGGACUGGGCUAUCGGUUAGGCUGGAAGGAUAAGGCCACCUGGCUCUUCUCUUGGCUAGACUCUCCAGCCUUGCAUCAUUGCUGGACUCUGUUGAGAGAGAGCAGGCUAUGGCAGCAGCUGGUAAGAUUAGUUCAGUGGGGUUGGCUGGAGCUGCCUUGGGUCAAGCAGAGGACUAAUAGGCAGGGUCAUGCACCUGUCACUAGUGGGCGCUACUGCCAGCCGGAACAGGAAGUGGCUCGACUUUUGACCAUGGCUGGGGUUCCUGAGGAUGAACUAAACCCUUUUCAUGUGCUGGGGGUUGAAGCUACAGCAUCAGACGUUGAAUUAAAGAAGGCCUAUAGGCAGCUAGCUGUGCUGGUUCAUCCAGAUAAAAAUCAUCAUCCUCGGGCUGAGGAAGCAUUCAAGGUUUUGCGGGCAGCUUGGGACAUUGUCAGCAAUCCUGAAAGGCGGAAAGAAUAUGAGAUGAAACGAAUGGCAGAGAAUGAGCUGAGCCGGUCAGUGAAUGAGUUUCUGUCCAAGCUACAAGAUGACCUCAAGGAGGCAAUGAAUACUAUGAUGUGUAGCCGAUGCCAAGGAAAGCAUAGGAGAUUUGAAAUGGACCGGGAACCUAAGAGUGCCAGAUACUGUGCUGAGUGUAAUAGACUACAUCCUGCUGAGGAAGGAGACUUUUGGGCAGAGUCAAGCAUGUUGGGCCUCAAAAUCACCUACUUUGCACUAAUGGAUGGAAAAGUCUAUGACAUCACAGAGUGGGCUGGAUGCCAGCGUGUGGGAAUCUCCCCAGACACCCACAGAGUUCCUUAUCACAUCUCAUUUGGUUCUCGGGUACCCGGCCCCAGUGGUCGGCAGAGAGCCACCCCAGAGACCCCUCCUGCUGACCUUCAGGAUUUCUUGAGCCGGAUCUUUCAAGUACCCCCAGGGCAAAUGUCCAAUGGGAACUUCUUUGCAGCUCCUCAUCCUGGCCCUGGGGCCACAGCAACCUCCAAGCCCAGCAGUACAGUACCCAAGGGAGAAGCCAAACCGAAGCGGCGGAAGAAAGUGAGGAGGCCCUUCCAACGUUGACACCCUUCUCUUCCUUCCUCAAAUCAAUGUCAGGGAGUCAAAAGGGCUGUGUACAGCACAGGAUGGAGUUUGAUUUGUUUAUUUUUAAGUAUCUUAAAAAGGGAAAAUUUUAAAUUGUUCACUCAGUACUCAUAGGAAGCCCCUGAACUACUCUCCCUCUUCCUCAGCACCUGGGAACUGAAUCUUGUCUUCUGAAAAUACCAAAGAAAUAGGGGAUGGCUAGAGAAAAGAACCUAGGGCCUGGACCUAGGCUGGACAACUAUUCCUGAGAUGUGGGAACUGGGUAUUUCCCUGGGGUCUGUAUGCCUUUAUCUUAUUUGCUCUUGGAGCAGAUGACACACGCCCCCUUUUAAACCUAGUGUAUCUUAUUUCUUAACCUAUUUCAGGGGGUCCCCCCCUCUUUACUCAUAUAUUAUCUAAAGGAGAACAAGAAAGCAUGUAGCCCUAAUUUUGGAGAUACAGAAUUCAAAGUGGAAACUGAUUUUUUUCCUCUUUCACCUUAUGGGUAAAUCCCCUAACUUCAGGCUUGUUGUUGCAAGGAUGGCCAACAUUGAUUUUUAAACAGCCCUGUGCCCUUGGGUGAGGGGUAAAGAUAGGGGGUUCCCAGAGACCCCCUUGUGAUCCAAGGGUUUGUAUUUUUUUAAGUUUGUUCAUAUUUGUAUGUACAUAUCUAUUUAAAGCCAGGGGAUUAUCUUUCUAUAAAUAUAUAACUGGCAACUUAA